Trichechus manatus latirostris (Florida manatee) is the source of this 2823-nucleotide messenger RNA. RefSeq names its product autophagy related 9B (gene ATG9B). Gene Ontology annotation, biological process: autophagy of mitochondrion; nucleophagy; protein localization to phagophore assembly site. The transcript has 14 exons. Gene Ontology annotation, cellular component: phagophore assembly site; autophagosome. The record is from RefSeq and is a predicted model, not a curated record. Bases 1 to 2823 code for a protein of 940 amino acids. Lineage: Eukaryota; Metazoa; Chordata; Mammalia; Sirenia; Trichechidae.
AUGAUGGGACAGGAGGGUAGGAGCAGCCAGCAACAGCAGUUUCACCCUCGCCCCACCGAGGGCUCCAUGUUGGCCGAAUGGGUUGUGGGGGGGAAGAGGGGGCGGCUGGGGCAGUGGGGAGACCUGGGGUCCGCAUCAGUGCCCCUCCUUCCCAUAUCACCACCUCCUCCUUGUCCUCCUUCAUGUUGGGGGCCUGGGGGAGGGAGGAUCUCCAUCUUCUCUCUGUCCUCUGCCCCUCACCCAAGAAGCUCCCCCUCCUUGUUUCUCCCUCCUGCCUUGGGCUCCCCCUGCCCAAUGCUGCAGGUGUCAGGGCCUUCUCAGCCUCACCACAGUGCCCUCUCCACCCCAGCACGGGCACAGCCCGUGAUGACAUCCACCUCUGCCUCCCCCUCCUGGGGAUCCCACUCCAUCCCACCCCUGGCCUCGGUGACUCCCCCUCCCUCACACCGAUGCCCCCAGGACCCUCCUGGGCUUCGGAUAGGCCCUCUGAUCCCAGAGCAGGAUUAUGAAAGACUGGAAGACUGUGACCCUGAAGGGUCCCAAGAUUCACCCCUCCAUGGAGAGGAGCAGCAACCCCUGCUUCACGUGCCCGAAGGGCUCCGGUGCUCCUGGCAUCACAUCCAGAACCUGGACAGCUUCUUCACCAAGAUCUACAGCUAUCACCAGCGGAAUGGCUUUGCCUGUAUCCUGCUGGAGGACGUCUUCCAGCUGGGACAAUUCAUUUUCAUUGUCACUUUCACAACCUUCCUCAUUUGUUGUGUGGAUUACAACAUUCUCUUCACCAACCAACCAAAUAACCAUACAUCUGGGCCGCUUCACAGCAAAGUGACCUUGUCAGAUGCCAUCCUGUCCUCGGCCCAGUGUGCUGAGCGGAUCCGCUCCAGCCCCCUACUGGUCUUCCUACUGGUCCAGUCUGUGGGCUUCUGGCUGUUCCAGUUGCUUCGCUCAGUCUGCAACCUUUUCAGCUACUGGGACAUCCAGGUGUUUUACAGGCAGGCCCUGCACAUUCCCCCGGAGGAGCUCAGCUCCAUGCCUUGGGCAGAGGUGCAGUCUCGCCUCCUAGCACUGCAGAGGAGUGGUGGGCUGUGCGUGCAGCCGCGGCCACUGACGGAGCUGGACGUCCACCACCGCAUCCUUCGCUACACCAACUACCAAGUGGCUCUGGCCAACAAAGGCCUACUGCCCGCCCGCUGCGCGCUGCCCUGCGGAGGGAGCGUGGCCUUCCUCAGCCGCGGCCUGGCGCUCAACGUCGAUCUGCUGCUCUUCCGCGGCCCGUUCUCGCUCUUCCGCGGCGGCUGGGAGCUGCCUGACGCCUACAAGCGCAGCGAGCAGAGGGGCGCCCUGGCCGCGCGCCUGGGCCGCGCCGCGCUGCUGCUGGCCGCUGCCAACCUGGCGCUCAGCCCACUAGUGCUGGCCUGGCAGGUGCUGCACGCAUUCUACAGCCACGCAGAACUGCUGCGGCGCGAGCCAGGUGCGCUGGGAGCCCAACGCUGGUCGCGUUUUGCGCGCCUGCAGCUGCGCCACUUCAAUGAGCUUCCGCACGAACUGUGCGCGCGCCUGGACCGCGCCUACCGCCCUGCCACCGCCUUUCUGCGCGCCGCCGCGCAGCCCGCACCCAUGCUGGCGCUGCUGGCGCGCCAGCUCGUCUUCUAUGCCGGCACACUCUUUGCCGCGCUGGUGGUGCUCACCAUCUACGACGAGGACGUGCUUGCCGUGCAGCACGUGCUCACCGCCAUGACCGUGCUCGGUGUCACGGCCACCGUGGCCAGGUCUUUCCUUCCAGAGGAACACUGCCAGGGCCGCUCCGCGCCGCUCCUCCUCCAGGCGGCUCUGGCCCACAUGCAUUACCUCCCGGAGGAGCCCAGCCCCACCCGCAACGCUGGCGCCUACCGGCAGAUGGCGCAGCUGCUGCAGUAUCGGGCGGUCUCCCUCCUGGAGGAGCUCCUUUCGCCUCUCCUCACCCCGCUGUUUCUGUACUUCUGGUUUCGCCCUCGUGCCCUGGAGAUUAUUGACUUUUUUCAUCACUUCACUGUGGAUGUGGCUGGGGUUGGGGACAUCUGUUCCUUUGCCCUUAUGGACGUGAAGCGCCAUGGCCACCCUCAGUGGCUCUCAGCAGGACAAACAGAAGUCUCACUGGCUCAACGUGCGGAGGAUGGAAAGACGGAGCUCUCCUUAAUGAGGUUCUUCCUGGCGCAUCCACAAUGGCGGCCCCCCGGGCACAGCUCUAAAUUCCUCGGGCAUCUUCGGGGCCGAGUUCAACAAGACGCAGCCACUUGGGGCGCCACCUCGGUCCGCAGCCCCACCACCCCUGGGCUGCUCAGUGACUCCACUUCAUCUUUGCCAGAGGUGUUCCUGGCCAACCUCUUGGUGCACCCUCUCCUGCCCCCGAAGGAUCUGAGCCCCACAUCUCCCUGCCCAGCUGCAGCCACAGCCAGCCUCCUGGCCUCCAUAUCCCGGAUUUCCCAGGACCCGAGCUGUGUGUCCCCAGGAGGCCCUGGGGGCCAGAAGCUGACCCAGCUCCCAGAGCUUGCUUCUGCUGAGAUGAGUCUCCAUGCCAUCUACCUGCACCAGCUUCACCAGCAACAGCAUCAGGAAUUGUGGGGAGAAGCUUCAGCCUCUUCACUGUCCAGGCCCUGGUCCAGCCCCUUCCAUCCACUCUCACCUGAUGAGGGGAAGCCAUCCUGGUCAAGUGAUGGCUCCAGUCCUGCCUCCAGCCCUAGACAGCAGUGGAGAACACAGAGGGCCCAGAACCUGUUCCCUGGAGGGUUUCAGGAGACCACAGAGACCCAGCAACAGCCUGGUCAGGCCCCUAGUACUGACUGA